Molecule: messenger RNA, 1677 nt
Organism: Prorocentrum cordatum
Lineage: Eukaryota; Dinophyceae; Prorocentrales; Prorocentraceae
Source: the annotation of a GenBank genome assembly
AUGGGAGGCGAAGCUGGAGCCAGAUCGAAUCCCUCUCAUCACCUGCAAUGCCGGGAUCAGCGCGUGCGAGAAGGGCGUGCAGUGGCAGCGGGCGCUGGCGCUGCUGAGCGCGAUGCGGGAGGCGAAGCUGGAGCCCAGCUCAGCUACAGUUCUGGGAUCAGCGCGUGCGAGAAGGGCGAGCAGUGGCAGCAGGUCGCGGGAUACGCCGUCGGCUGGUGGAGCAGCGGCGGGCAGCGCUGCAUCUGCUCGUGCGAGGUCUCGGGCAGCGUGGACCGCGACAUCAUCGGGGUCCUGCAGCGCCAGCUGGAUCGGUGCGGGCCCGACCAGCUGACCUCGCCGCCGCCGACCACCUGCCACUGCGACGCGGGCUCGAUGUCGGACCACCCGCCGGCGCCGAGCUGGCUGCGAUCGCUGAUUCCGGGGGCUCGCCUGUACGUGAGGUACCCGGACGAGGACCUCUGGCACGAGAGGCUUCCCUGCGGGCGCGUACGGGGGGACGGGUGGUCAUGGGUGGUCCUGACACCGACUGAAGACCAGCGCGAGGAGGAUUUCGUAGACGCCGCCGAGAUCUUGGCCUGUGGGCCCAGAGGCGGCACUCCAGUAAAGUUGUAUGGCAAGCACUUGUUCAGGAUGGAGCACCGCUCCAACACCCCCUACUCGGACUUCAUGGCGGCUGGGCUGAAGCUGGCUGAUGAGUUGGUCAGCGCAGGAGGCGGUGGUCCUGCACCUCCUCCUGAGGCGGGGCCCUUGGCCCCCUUGGCUGACGCCGAAGUGGAGCGCGACCCCACGACCAAGUGGAUCUCGCUCGAGUCGAGGUUCGGCUACGCCGCGGGCGACCCGAUCGACGUGGUGGGCCAGCCCUUUCUGCGCUCGGGCGAUCGUGGCGUGCUGGAGCUGGCGGAGGGGCCCAUUGCCGUGGGCAUCUCGGACACCGCGGCCACAGGGCUCACGCCACGUGCUGGGCCGCUGGACAGCCGACUGCUGGGGACGAGCUCGGACGCGACCUUCAAGCGCCAGAGUUUUGCCCAGCGCUCCCAGCUCCUCGAGACGGGCGACAACCAGAAGUGGAUGGUGCAGGGGCCCCCGACCAUGCGCUGGGUCUGCCUCACGCACGUCGAGGGCAACACUACGCCCAAGCAGCGCCAUUUCUGGUGGCGUCAGGUCCUGGGUCUGGCUUCAACGGACCCUGGGGUCGAGGAGCAAAGUUUCUUGUGCGAGCUGAUCGAGACCGCUGUGGCGAGGGACGGCAUCAACGUGGCGGCCCUGGAGUCGUUCGAGACGGUGUCGAGGCGCUUCCAGCUGUGGGAGGAGUUCUACGCGGAGGCGUUGCAGAUCGCGGAGGCCGGCGACCACGGGGAUGACCUGGACGAGAGGAGGCUCUUCCUGGGGAAGGGCCUCGCGAUUGCGUCGCCGGAGUUGGAGCAGCACGUUGCCACGAAGCUGCAGGAGGAAAGUGCGGUGCUCAAGGAGCGCCGCAAGGGUCGCGAGGAGCGGAGGGGGGGCGCAUUUGUGGUGGUGGUGCGCUUGGCGAUUAUCGAGAUCAUGGAGGUGCAGCGUGACGUGCUGCCGCUGCCGAACUGCGUGGAGAGGUUGCUGGGCCUGUUCAGCCUCGUUCGCGUCGGCUCCGACAGAUGCGCGCACAAGAGAGGUGGCUGCGUGAGGGCAUCGAGGCCCUGA